AUGGAUAAGCAUAUCCCCCUUUUCCCUGCCUCCAGUGUAGUUACCAGAAAGGCGAAUGAAGACAGUCGUAUUCGUGGUUAUGAUCCCGUUAUUUCUCCUGCUUUGAUUCAAGCUGAAUUAGCAGCUUCUGAUGAUUUGCUUGACUUCGUUUCUGAUCAGCGCCGUCAAGCCUCAGAUAUUAUUUCUGGACGUGAUAAUCGUAUUCUUGUUAUUGUCGGACCUUGCUCUAUUCAUGAUCCUGCUGCCGCUAAGGAAUAUGCUGGCAGGUUGCAAAAGGAAGCUGCGAAGCACAAGAAGGAUUUGCACAUAAUUAUGCGUGCUUACCUUGAAAAGCCACGUACUACCGUCGGUUGGAAGGGUUUGAUUAAUGAUCCUGAUUUGGACGGCUCUUAUAACAUCAACAAGGGUAUCCGCGUUUCUCGUGGUACAUAUUUGGAGCUCUUGCAGCAAGGUGUUGGUAUCGCUUCUGAGAUGCUUGAUACCAUUAGCCCCCAAUACUUGGCAGAUUUGGUUUGCUGGGGUGCUAUUGGUGCUCGUACCACUGAAUCUCAAUUACACCGUGAGCUUGCCUCUGGAUUGUCAUUCCCUAUUGGUUUCAAAAACGCUACUGAUGGUAAUAUUGGCAUUGCUAUUGAUGCUAUCAAUUCCUCUAGCAAUCCUCACCACUUCUUGUCUGUUACCAAGCAAGGUGUUGUGGCCAUCGUCACUACCGAUGGCAACCCUGAUACCCACAUUAUCUUAAGAGGUGGUAAAAAGGGAACCAACUUCGACGCUGCCUCUGUUAAUCAAGCUAAGGCUGAUCUUGAAAAGGCUAAACUUCACCCAAGCAUUAUGAUUGAUUGCUCUCACGGCAACUCUUGCAAGGAUCAUAACAACCAACCCAAGGUUGCCGCUUGCAUAGCUGAGCAGGUUGCUUCUGGUCAAACCGCCAUUAGUGGUAUUAUGAUUGAAUCCCAUCUCAAUGAGGGCAAGCAGUCUAUCCCUGAGGAUGGCCCUGCUAACCUAAAGUAUGGCGUUAGUGUCACUGAUGCCUGUAUUAGUUGGGAACAAACCGUCGCUGUUUUUGACAAUUUGGCUACUGCUGUCCGUGAACGUCCUAUUGUACCUGAUUAA
This is a messenger RNA of Schizosaccharomyces cryophilus OY26, 1113 nucleotides long. Its product is annotated as phospho-2-dehydro-3-deoxyheptonate aldolase. Gene Ontology annotation, biological process: aromatic amino acid biosynthetic process. Lineage: Eukaryota; Fungi; Ascomycota; Schizosaccharomycetes; Schizosaccharomycetales; Schizosaccharomycetaceae. The record is from RefSeq and is a predicted model, not a curated record. Bases 1 to 1113 code for a protein of 370 amino acids. Gene Ontology annotation, cellular component: cytoplasm. The transcript is spliced from 2 exons. Gene Ontology annotation, molecular function: 3-deoxy-7-phosphoheptulonate synthase activity.